Podarcis muralis (Common wall lizard) is the source of this 1617-nucleotide messenger RNA. The record is from RefSeq and is a predicted model, not a curated record. Lineage: Eukaryota; Metazoa; Chordata; Lepidosauria; Squamata; Lacertidae.
AUGCAAACGGAGCACAUCUCCAACCCCCCCCCCAAAAAAAACCCCUUCUCAACAAUCACGACCAACCCCGAGUGUUUCAGAGCAGCGGGGGGGGGGGGGCGGAGAGAGAGACCAGAGGGUAGGAACCAGAGCUGCCUGGGAAGGCGAGCAGGGAGCGUGACCGCAGGAAACUCCUCGCCAAAGGAAAGGGAGGGGGGAGACGGAGCCCAGCAGGCCAGGCCGGGGAAGGCGCGCUUUGGUGGGCCUCCCCAUCCCUCCUCCUCCUCCUACCCGCGGCAGACGCUGAAGCAGAACCGGCCCGCCGCAUCCCUCCUGCUCGUCCAGCCGCCGAGUGAAGACCCGGACCGAGACCCGCCCCCUCCCUUUCCCCCCUCCCGGCAGGUCCCGCUGCUGGACCUGGGCCAGCCCGAGCAGCUCCUGCCCAAGAAGCAACAGGCGGCCUUCGCUCCGCCAGCCGGUCUCCCCCCGCCCCACGCAGGCCAGGCCUGGCCGAGCCCUCCGCGGGCGCAGCGGCGCGCGCGACCCCCUUCUCUCCACCCCCCUGGAAAAACGAGGCUGGACGAGAGAGGCUGGCGCGCGCGCACACACAUACACACACACACACCCCGCCGCCAGCAGCGCCCCCCUCAACGCCGCCGACCCAACCGGGAUGCUCCCUUGGGGGGGAGGGGAGCUUUCCAAGAAGACAGGAAAGAGCGAGAUCCAAGGAGAGGUUUGCGCAGCGCCUUACAGUUGUUGCAACAGCAGCAGCGCCGGUGGUCGAGUGCGGGUCGCGCGAGGAGCUUGCGCCGCCGCUCCGGCCUGACGAUCUGCCCCUCCGCCUGGCCCGAGCCCGGCUGGGCCGAGGGUGACCCUCGCCCUCCCGAAGUUCAGCCGGGGGGGGGGGGACGUCUUUUGUUCGUCUCCAGGGAGGGGCUGGUGCCAAGAGAGACCCUCUUUCUCUCUGCCGGGCGAGGUCCCCUUCGGCUCCUUUUGCGCCCUCGGAGAAACGCGCGCCCGGCCCGUGAAUCCGGCCCGGCUCUCCUCCCCCGGCCCCGGCUCUCCUAGCCGCUCCCGGCCAGGCAACUAUCUCGGCGCCGCCGGAGCGGGCGCUGCUUGCUGGGAAGGAGCCAUGACAACAGCAGCAGCAACAGGAGGGGCCGCCAGGUGUCCCGCGAAGCCGGCGGGAGGCCAGAUGGUCCUGCGGCUGGUGGCGCAGGAGGCGACUCCUAAGGGGUGAGGGGUCUUCGCCCCCCCCAAAAAAAAUAUUUGAUGCGACUGCACCCCCCCCCCAAUUGAUGGGCACGGUAAUUGAAAUGUUGUUGCAGUGGCGGCUCCAGAAAAAAAUAUCGGCAUGUGACACAGAAAGAGCAAAAGGCAUUUCUGGAGCAUCCUGCUUUGUCCAAUAUGUCAGGUUUCUGAAAGAAAACAGCAGUUAUCAGUCAAAUCAAUGCUCCCAUCCGAAACAUAUUUUCUCUGAACUCCAUGAUAUGGAGAGAGAUUUGUCAAAGGUUAUCCAGUGAACUUUAUGGCUGAGCAGAAAUUUUUAAUCCAAAAAGGGUCUCUUAAUCCAUGACAUCUUAAAAAGCAGAGACAUCACCUUGCCAACAAAGGUCCGUAUAGUUAAAGCUAUGGUUU